CGUUGUGUGCCCAUGCACAUGCGUUGUGUGCCCAUGCACAUGCAUUGUGUGCCCAUGCACAUGCGUUGUGUGCCCAUGCACAUGCGUUGUGUGCCCAUGCACAUGCGUUGUGUGCCCAUGCACAUGCGUUGUGUGCCCAUGCACAUGCGUUGUGUGCCCAUGCACAUGCGUUGUGCGCCCAUGCACAUGCGUUGUGUGCUCAUGCACCUGCGUUGUGCGCCCAUUCACAUGCGUUGUGUGCCCAUGCACAUGCGUUGUGCGCCCAUUCACAUGCGUUGUGUGCCCAUGCACAUGCGUUGUGUGCCCAUGCACAUGCGUUGUGUGCCCAUGCACAUGCGUUGUGUGCCCAUGCACAUGCGUUGUGUGCCCAUGCACAUGCGUUGUGCGCCCAUGCACAUGCGUUGUGUGCUCAUGCACAUGCGUUGUGCGCCCAUUCACAUGCGUUGUGUGCCCAUGCACAUGCGUUGUGCGCCCAUUCACAUGCGUUGUGUGCCCAUGCACAUGCGUUGUGUGCCCAUGCACAUGCGUUGUGUGCCCAUGCACAUGCGUUGUGUGCCCAUGCACAUGCGUUGUGCGCCCAUGCACAUGCGUUGUGUGCUCAUGCACAUGCGUUGUGUGCCCAUGCACAUGCGUUGUGCGCCAUUCACAUGCGUUGUGUGCCCAUGCACAUGCGUUGUGUGCCCAUGCACAUGCGUUGUGCGCCCAUUCACAUGCGUUGUGUGCCCAUGCACAUGCGUUGUGUGCCCAUGCACAUGCGUUGUGUGCCCAUGCACAUGCGUUGUGUGCCCAUGCACAUGCGUUGUGUGCCCAUGCACAUGCGUUGUGUGCCCAUGCACAUGCGUUGUGCGCCCAUGCACAUGCGUUGUGUGCUCAUGCACAUGCGUUGUGUGCCCAUUCACAUGCGUUGUGUGCCCAUGCACAUGCGUUGUGCGCCCAUUCACAUGCGUUGUGUGCCCAUGCACAUGCGUUGUGUGCCCAUGCACAUGCGUUGUGUGCCCAUGCACAUGCGUUGUGUGCCCAUGCACAUGCGUUGUGCGCCCAUGCACAUGCGUUGUGUGCUCAUGCACAUGCGUUGUGUGCCCAUGCACAUGCGUUGUGCGCCCAUUCACAUGCGUUGUGUGCCCAUGCACAUGCGUUGUGUGCCCAUGCACAUGCGUUGUGUGCCCAUGCACAUGCGUUCCGCGGCAAGCUCACUGAGAUGAUGCACGCCGCUGGCAUGGGCGCACUCAAGAAACUCAACAGGGACGCGUCGCUGUCGCUGGUGGAGCGCACCAUAGCGCAGCCGCCCGUGCCGCCGCGCCGCGCCGCCUCCCCCUCCAACCUCUCCGCCGACCUCUCCGCUUUCGCACAGCGGGGCGCCAAGGAAGGCACAAAGGCAGAGCAGGCGCAGGCAGCAGGGGAGCAGGAGGCUCGGCAGUGGCAGCGCGGGAGCAGCAGGAGCGCGAGCUGCAGGCAAUGCUGGCUGCGGACGAGGAGGCUGAGGGCGCCUUCGGCCCACGGCGCAGGGGACAGGGAGGCGGCAGGUGGUAGCAGCAGCGAGGAGGAGGGCUACGGGCCGAGUGGAGGGGCUGCAGGUGUGCGUGCUGCUGCUCCUGCUGCUGUGGCGGCAUCAGCCGGGGAUAAAAUAGCUCGGUGGGGGGUUGGAGGGAGAUAGGCUCUGGGAAGAGGGAGGAAGGCAAAGAUGCGCUAGGGCAAGUGGAGGAAAGUGAGAAGGACAGCGAUGCUCCAUGGUUGGAGUUGCCCCAAUAGCAGUGGCAGUGUGGCGAGGUAUACAGUGAUGCUCACUGCAUUCAUUCAUGCAUUGCUUGUCCCUGAAUGGGAGGUGGGAGCUCAUUGAUGUAACAGCCAGGGAGUAACAGCCAUUGGUAGAAAGUAAUAUUGGUAGUACCUCCAGUAACAGCCAGUAUUAACAAGUUGUAACACCAGAGUCAGUGUUACAGCCUUGUGAUACUUCAAGACUUGAACAAGGAUCUUUGCUGGAAUGGUAGACUAGUAAGACAGCGGAAGUCUUAGAACGUGUAAGUGUUUGUUAGAAUGAGAACUGAAUGAUGAGUAGAGAGAGAGUACAGGUGAAUAUACCUAAGUGUUGUACCCUCUAAGAGAUGGCCCUAUA
Messenger RNA from Closterium sp. NIES-67, 2113 nucleotides. Lineage: Eukaryota; Viridiplantae; Streptophyta; Zygnematophyceae; Desmidiales; Closteriaceae. The record is from the annotation of a GenBank genome assembly.